GACGAUUUAAGGGAAUAUCAACAAAAUGUCGACAAGUGCCGGAUCAAGCAGCACCGGUAACGGUAACGGAAGCGGUGGUAGUAGCAGUAACAGUGAUGGAAAUAACAGUGCUGGAGGGCGUCGUAAUGGGAGUGGCGGUGGAACAACUGCUGGAGCAGAAGCGACUUUACCGAAACCUGAUACAAAGGAAGCAAAAUCAAAUCCCAAAAUAUCGAAAGCUUUAGGAACUUCUGCUAAACGAAUUCAAAAAGAACUAGCAGAAAUUACACUUGAUCCUCCUCCGAAUUGCAGUGCUGGGCCGAAGGGUGAUAACCUUUAUGAAUGGGUGUCAACCAUUCUUGGUCCACCAGGAUCCGUAUAUGAAGGGGGUGUAUUUUUCUUGGACAUUCAUUUCUCUCCAGAAUAUCCUUUCAAACCACCAAAGGUAACAUUUCGGACUAGGAUAUAUCAUUGCAACAUAAACAGUCAAGGUGUAAUUUGUUUGGACAUCCUAAAAGACAAUUGGUCGCCUGCCUUGACCAUCUCAAAAGUGUUGCUAUCCAUUUGUUCCCUGCUGACAGACUGCAAUCCAGCCGAUCCGUUGGUUGGAAGUAUUGCCACACAAUAUUUGCAAAACAGAGAAGAACAUGAUAGAAUUGCUCGUCUGUGGACAAAAAGGUACGCUACGUGAUUCCAUCAAAUUUGAGGUCUGUAUAAUUUUAUGCGCAAUCGAUACUAAUUUAUGAAUCUAUUUGUAACAAAAAAAAAUCAACCCUACAAUGUACUUCGCAAAGCUACAUGCUGCAUAGUCUGUCGCAUAAAAAUAAUAGUAAUAAAA
Messenger RNA from Anopheles maculipalpis, 817 nucleotides. It is a transcript of the gene Ubc2, whose product is annotated as ubiquitin-conjugating enzyme E2-24 kDa. Gene Ontology annotation, molecular function: ubiquitin conjugating enzyme activity. The record is from RefSeq and is a predicted model, not a curated record. Gene Ontology annotation, cellular component: nucleus. The transcript has 4 exons. Bases 26 to 670 code for a protein of 214 amino acids. Lineage: Eukaryota; Metazoa; Arthropoda; Insecta; Diptera; Culicidae. Gene Ontology annotation, biological process: protein polyubiquitination.